AUGAAGUUGACACCAGUGGCUGCUUUGUGCGCCGCCGUCAUUGGCGUCACAGGCCAACAGCAAGUACUUGGCCAGCGACCAGACCCUCCGAACAUAGUUUUGAUCUUGACCGAUGAUCAAGAUGUUCGUCUGUCAUCUCUCGACUACAUGCCGCUGGUGAAGAAACACUUGGUUGACAAAGGUACUUAUUAUGAUAAGCAUUAUUGCACAACAGCCGUGUGCUGUCCCGCCAGAGUCACUUUGAUGACAGGCAAAGCUGCCCACAACACAAAUAUCACAGACGUCAACCCGCCCUACGGUGGCUACCCCAAGUUCGUCAGACAAGGCUUCAACUCGGCAUAUCUUCCUGUGUGGCUACAAGAGGCUGGAUACAAUGUUUACUACACUGGCAAAUUGUUCAAUGCUCACAAUGUGGACAACUACAAUUCACCUUACCCAGCCGGUUUCACAACCCACGAUUUCUUACUGGACCCGUUUACCUACAACUACAUGAAUAGCUCCUUCCAACGGAAUCAAGAUCAACCUCAGAGUUAUGAAGGCGAAUAUGUCACAGAUGUGCUAGCUCAAAAGGCAUACGGUCUCCUCGAUGAAGCUGUGGAUGCAAAACAACCUUUCUUCCUCAUGAUCGCGCCAAGUGCUCCUCAUGCCGACAUACAAAAUAACAGCGGCUCACUCACCUUUGACGCGCCCGUAUCAGCACCCAGACACGCAAAUAUGUUCCAAGACAUCAAAGUGCCGAGAACGGCGAACUUCAACCCUGACAUCCCCUCGGGAGCAAACUGGAUUCGCUCUCUGGAAAAACAAAAUAGUACCAACGUCAAUUGGAACGACCACUUCCACCGUCAACGCCUUCGUGCCCUCCAAGCGGUCGACGAAAUGGUCGAUGGUUUAUUUUCCCGCCUAGAUUCGCAUAAAUUGCUCCAAAACACAUAUAUCAUCUACAGCAGCGAUAACGGCUUCCACAUCGGCAAUCACCGCAUGCAACCUGGCAAAUCUACUGGUUGCGAAGAGGACAUCAAUGUUCCCUUGAUCAUUCGCGGCCCAAACGUCGCUCAAAAUCAGACCACGCAACUCGUGACCAGCCACACCGACAUUGCAGCUACGAUAUUCUCCCUGCUCGAUAUUCCGUUGCGUGAAGACUUUGACGGCAGUCCCAUUCCCGUGAGCAAAAAAGCAAUCGAAGAAGCAGAAACGAAAAGACGCGAACACGUGCAAGUCGAAUACUGGGGCUUCGCUGGCGGAGAAGGGAUCUACGAUCGCAGAUUACAUCAGAACAACACGUUCAAAGGCAUUAGAGUCGUGGCAGAGGAAUGUAACCUCUACUAUCAGAUUUGGUGUACCAACGAGCACGAACUCUACGACAUGAGUAAUGAUCCAGGGCAGAUGCAUAAUCUGCUUGAAGACGGUGGGAAAUUGUACACGUUGUUCGGGUUCCCAAUCGGCAAGGUGGUACAGAGAUUAGAUGCUCUCCUGAUGGCACAGAAAUCUUGUAAGGGCAAAACUUGCAGAGAACCUUGGAAGUCUUUGCAUCCAGACGGUCGGGUGCAAAACUUGAAGGAUGCAAUGGCUGAGCGUUUCGAUGGGUUCUACGAGGCGCAGAUCAAAGUUCAGUGGGAUUACUGCCACAAUGGCUAUGUUCCUGAAGCCGAAGGCCCGAUGUUUGGAGAUGAGAGAGUAGAGUUUGCUGAUUCCGGAUUAAUGUGGCCGGACUGGGUGUAA
Messenger RNA from Aureobasidium namibiae CBS 147.97, 1719 nucleotides. Its product is annotated as Arylsulphatase. The record is from RefSeq and is a predicted model, not a curated record. The coding region runs from base 1 to 1719 and encodes 572 amino acids. Gene Ontology annotation, molecular function: N-acetylglucosamine-6-sulfatase activity; arylsulfatase activity; glycosaminoglycan binding. NCBI's taxonomy places the organism in Eukaryota, Fungi, Ascomycota, Dothideomycetes, Dothideales, Saccotheciaceae. The transcript is spliced from 2 exons. Gene Ontology annotation, biological process: phenol-containing compound metabolic process.